Molecule: messenger RNA, 2354 nt
Organism: Coffea arabica (coffee)
Lineage: Eukaryota; Viridiplantae; Streptophyta; Magnoliopsida; Gentianales; Rubiaceae
Source: RefSeq, a predicted model, not a curated record
ACAUGACUGUUUGGCUUCCCGUGGAAAACAAAGUUGUAUCCUUAGCUUGUACAGUUGUGUUUGAGCUCAACGUGCUUGGCUACCAUUGAAAAACAAAGUCGUGUCCUUUGGAUAAUUGAAGAAUUUAGCUUACCUAAUUUCAUUCUGCGAUUUUGAAGUGUUCUUUGGGGAAUAGUAUCUUCCCGAUUGCUGUUUACCCUUUAGGGUUCUCUCCAUCUGUUUUGCAUCUCCUGGACAGAUAUACACAUGUAUAAUUGCAUACAGUACGAAUGCCUGAAACAAAAGAUAGGAUCUUUGUGCAUAAUUUAUGAUCCUUUAAAGGAAAACAACGAGAAGAGGGAUUAGUCCUUAGUCUUGUAAUCGUCUCAAGAGGGAUGUAGCAAGUAUAAAGAGUAUCCCUCAACAGCUGAUGCUAUUGGACGUGUGUUUGAAUGUUCAGACUUUAAAUUGAGCAGCCAAGAGACUUCCUAUCUUUUGAAGUCAAGCUUUAAGUUGGAUCUACCUGCAGAUAGAGUGCAACCUAUUUCAGCCAUGCAGAGGAGAGCCUACCUGGACUCCAUAGUUAUUCCCAGUCUGGCAUACCAGAGCUAGAUUCCUUUGAGACAAUGCCUAAUUUUGGGUGGGAUGAAACUGAUCCUGAGCAUCAGAAGCUGCUUCCGAUGCGCACUGUAAUUGAAAAGUUAAGUUCUGCUGCAAGUGUAUGGCAAUGGAAACCAAGCGAAUCCAUAUUUAAGUUGGUUAUGAUGCUUUUCCUUCUGAAAAUGAAAGAAACUUGGGGGAUUGCUAGCUCACUUGCACAGAGCUCAGAGAAAAUAAAUGAGAUUGCUUGCUGCUAUGCCAAGGAGGGUAAACUGAUUGAGUUAUCUAUUAUACUAAUGGUGGCAAGGGAGAAGGUCAUGCGCCCAAUUGUCUUUCAGAUUAGGGGCGAGAAAUCUCAUAGGUCCAUGACAUUUCUACAGUUCGUCAAUAGUGAAUUGGCCCAAGCAAUUGAUCUGGAGUGCAGAUUAACUGGAAGAAAGACAAAGCUAGAAGAAGAGCUGAAAAAGCUAUGCAAACAAAGGAAGUUGGUUAUGAUGUCUGCUCUUGGGCUGCUAGAAAUUUUUGAGAAGGCUGGUGCUGCCUUUCAAACAUACUUUUGGUCAGAGAGAGGAAAUGUGCAAAAGGAAAAAGUUAUUAAAGAGGUCUCCGUGCUGCUAUCAGAAGCUGGUUUCAACUUAAAAGAAGACAUUGAACUGCAUGAUCCAGUUGACAGUUGGAUGGAGGUUGAACAACAGAAUGAGGCACUACAAGAUCCACACACGAGUUCCGGUAUGUUAACAGUUGAUGAAAUGGCUACAGAAAGAGGAUGUCAAAUGCAACACCUUACAAGGCUGUCUUAUGUGUUUCCGUGUGGUUUUGUUGAGACACAUGGUUCAUGUGGUGGUAGGCCCAAUGACAUGAGGAACUUUCUUUUCACACGAUAUCCAAGGGAGUGCUUUAAUUUGCCAUCUGGUGCCCAGUCUUUUCGUGCAUUUUGGACAUCAAAAGACAGUAAAGCCAGCUAUUGUACUGGCUUUCCAAAAGCAUUGGAGGUUCAAGGCGGUGCUGUGAGAGGAGUUGUCAAUUCGCUCGUGCAGAAAUUUCCAGCCAGCAAGCGUUUUGCCUCCGUUGCAUUAGCAGUCAUUAGACAUGCUGCCUGAUAUCGAGUGCUAUGUGAAAGAACCAUUAUUUACCAUAGUUUGUCCCUUCAAACAAAGCUCGAACCAUGGCCAUGGGAUAGAGAAUACUGGAAAUAAGACCAAUAUGUGAUUGCCAACCAAAAGCAAGAGGAGACACAGAAAUUGAGGGGCCGUUUCAGCAGUCGUCAAAAUGAACAAUACAACCCAGCAUGCACCUUAAAGUAAAAACCAUAUAAGGUGAUUUACCAAACCAUUUACCAAAAGGAUCCAAUAUGCUCAUUCAUAGAGUAAGGAACAAGUUCUGACAGCCUCUCAGUAGAGAAUUCCAUAAUCACAAGUGAUAAGCAAAAGUCUCACAAAUGAAAGAGCCUCAAGUUUGCACUGCGACUACCGGAGAAAGCAGAAGCAAGAUUCCAAGAUUUCAAGGGACAAGGACUUGAUAGUGGUUUCAACUUGGAGGAAAUUUACCAUAUCUGGCGUAUGACCAGAAGAGGUCAAAUUAUUUUUGAAGUUUGACCUUCUUGUUUAAAUCUGACCGAAUACAUGCUUGCAUUUUUGCGCUCAAAUAUACAAUGGAGCUUCUAGAAAUUUUGAUUUUUCAAAUCAAACUCCUCUACGCCUCAGUAGGCUUGUGGUGUAACUUUUUCUACCUCUCUGAUAACCUUUCACCAUAUAUAUUUGGAGGAAUCUUUAAAA